Molecule: messenger RNA, 1486 nt
Organism: Monopterus albus (swamp eel)
Lineage: Eukaryota; Metazoa; Chordata; Actinopteri; Synbranchiformes; Synbranchidae
Gene: coro2ab
Product: coronin 2Ab
Exons: 10
Coding region: 16-1404 (462 amino acids)
Molecular function (GO): actin filament binding
Source: RefSeq, a predicted model, not a curated record
CUUCCUGUCCUCCAGAUGUCGCGGCGCUCGUCCUUCCGUUGCUCCAAGUUUCGUCACGUCUUCGGAAAGCCGGCCACCAAGGGGCGGAGCUACGACGGGGUGCCGAUCACACGCGGCGUCCACGACAACCACUACUGCUCAGUCAAUCCCCGCUUCAUGGCCGUGGUGACGGAGAGCACUGGGGGCGGGUCCUUUCUAGUCCUGCCCAUCCAUCAUACAGGCAGAGUGGACCCUCAGCACCCGAGGGUGUGUGGUCACAGCGGCCAAGUCCUGGACAUCAAGUGGAAACCGUUUGACGAUUACUGCAUCGCCUCGUGCUCAGAGGACUGCACCGUGAAGAUCUGGGACAUCCCCGUCUGUGGUGUCCAACAGGACUUAACCAGGGCCAGGAAGACCCUGAUUGGUCAUUCCAGGAGGGUGGGGCUGAUCGAGUGGCAUCCAACUGCUGAGAACCUGCUACUUAGCUCCGCCUAUGACUACAAGGUCCUCCUCUGGGACGUGUCCCAGGAAAGUGCACUCAUCAGGUUCCCGGUCCGGGUCGUUCUGAUGCCCGUCCACCGCCGCUACCCGUCGGAGACGCUGCUGCUUUCUGUCAGCUUCAACAGCAACGGCAGCAGGCUGGCGGUCACAUCCAAAGACAAACGGGUUCGGGUCCUGGACCCAAGGACAGGAAAAGUUCUACAGGUGUCCAGCCCCAAGUCCCACAGAGCCAGUAAGGUCUUAUAUCUAGGAGGGAUGAAACUGCUGCUGUCCACGGGCAGCUCGCCCUGGCACCACAGACACAUCGUCCUCUGGGACCCUGACGACUUAUCUGAGCCUCUGUACGAAGAAGAACUGGACGGUGCCGGAGGAGUUCUCUUCCCGUUCUACGACCCGGACACACACAUGCUUUACCUGGCCGGAAAGGGUGACGGGAACAUCAGGUGCUACGAGCUGAGCGCUGAGAAACCUUACCUCAGCUUCCUGAUGGAGUACAGGUCACUGCUGCCACACAAAGGCCUGGGGGUGAUGCCAAAACGCGGCCUGGACAUGAACAUAUGUGAGGUUUUCCGAUUUUAUCGUCUGAUCGCUGUCAAAGACCUGGUGGAACCGCUGUCGAUGAUCGUACCGCGGAAACAGUCAGGUGUUUUCCAAGAGGACCUGUACCCAAUGACAGCUGGAAACCAGGCGGCCAUGACGGCUCAGGAGUGGCUGUCAGGGAUCAACAGGGGCCCGGUGCUGAUGUCCCUGGAGCCUGGGACUGGAGUAACCAACCCUUACCCAGAAACCCCUGCUGAGAGGGGGCUAGCGAAGCAGCUGAGCUCCCUGAGGUUCCAGACAGGCCCGGCUGUUGGUGCAGCGACUCAGACAAACCUGGACUUCAUGAAUGAGGUAGCGCACAGAACAGGUCAAACUGUGGUUUGAAUCCCAUCCACACCACAAAGGGGAAACUAACAGUGGGCAGCAUUUUUUCUCCUUUAAGAAAACAAGAGGUUUGGCCGAUGAA